AGAAGCACGCGCAGUGUGCAAUAGAUUAGUCGUGAGUACAGGACGCGAACGUCAGUUUACAAUUGGUUCAACUAAAGUUGACAGAAGACAAACAGAGUGGCUCAUUUAUCAUAAAACGAGCACGGAGAAAAUAAAAUUCCUAAAAUUAAGUCCUAAAGGGGACCUAGGAGGCUACGUUUUACCUGUAAUGUUAAUCCAAAGGAAAAGCAGGGAAAUAUGAUUGAAUUGUUGUUUAACGCCUGACGUAAAUUGAUAGAAUGGCAGAAUGUAUCAGUAUAAAUUCAGAUCUUCCUAAACAAGACUGCAGUAGCCCUAGUCCUACAGAAACUGUCUGUUUGGAGUCUUUAUGUGCUGAAAAUAAUCCUAGUACUUCACAAAGCAAUACAGAGCAAUUGUCUAAUCUUCAAAUCGACAACUAUAAUAUAGAUCAGGUUGAAAAAUUAGAAAAGAAUAACUUUUUGAAUGAACUUGGUUUGGUAGAAGAAUGUGAAGAUGGUGUGGGAGAUAAUGAAGGCACUGAUGAUGAUGAUGAUGAUACCAAUAGCAAAGAUGAUAAUUGGGAAGAUUGUCUAGAUCAGGAAUUCCCUGAUGAUAAUUCUGAAGAUGUAACCAGCAAUGAAGAAACAAGUAUUGAUAAUAUUACCCAAUCUAAUACGCCAAAAAGUACCCAAUCGAAAAGAAACUAUUUUGGUGCGAUUGAACGAAUUUUGCGUAAACGCAAAUUGGACGUCAAUAAUGGAUUGUCAUUGUCAUUACCUUGUAAAAGAAUCCAAUGUGAUUCGUCAAAUUUAUGUAGUGAUGGUGCUUCUGCUACCCCAACAAAUAGUUCUUGCUCAUCACAAAGCUUCUCAGGUAGCAUUACACCAGCUAGCGGUAGGUCGAGGGCCACUAUACCGACAAAGGAUAAUCCACCGCCAGACUUGUCUAUUUGGUUAAAUAGAUUCACUACGUGGUCAAAUGCAGAGAGAAUUAUGGCCAUAAAUGAGUUGAUUGCUAGCUGCGAACCAACACAAGUAAGGCAUAUGAUGCAGGUUAUUGAACCACAAUUUCAAAGGGAUUUUAUAUCAUUGUUACCAAAAGAAUUAGCUUUAAAAGUUUUAUCAUUUCUGGAACCCAAGGAUCUUUUAAGAGCUGCACAAACGUGCCGAAGUUGGCGCGUAUUAGCAGAUGACAAUUUGUUGUGGAAAGAAAAAUGUAAACAGGCAGGUAUUGAAGAAAUACCGAAAAAACGAAUGUCUUCUAGGUCUCCAACACAUAUGAGUCCUUGGAAGGCUACAUUCAUGAGACAACAUACAAUAGAAAUGAAUUGGAGAUCAUCUCCGUUAAAUAGAAUGCCAAAAGUGUUGAAAGGUCAUGAUGACCACGUGAUAACAUGUCUUCAGUUCUGUGGCAAUAGAAUAGUUAGUGGCUCAGAUGACAAUACUUUAAAAGUUUGGUCUGCUACAACUGGAAAGUGUUUAAGAACGCUUGUGGGACACACGGGCGGGGUUUGGUCUUCACAGAUGUCUGGAAGUACGAUCAUUAGUGGAAGUACGGAUAGAACAUUAAAAGUUUGGGAUGCCGAUACUGGUGUUUGUAUGCACACUUUGUAUGGACAUACUUCUACUGUUAGAUGUAUGCAUCUGCAUGGAAAAAAAGUUGUAAGUGGCUCUCGGGAUGCAACUUUACGAGUUUGGGAUAUAGAAACUGGCAGUUUUCUUCACGUUCUUGUGGGGCAUGUAGCCGCUGUCCGAUGUGUUCAAUAUGAUGGUAGAUUGGUAGUCUCUGGUGCCUACGAUUUCAUGGUUAAAGUAUGGAAUCCUGAUACACAAGAGUGUCUGCAUACUUUAGAAGGACAUACUAAUAGAGUUUAUUCUUUACAAUUUGAUGGUGUUCACGUGGUGAGUGGCUCACUGGAUACAAGUAUACGUGUAUGGGAAGUAGAAACAGGUGCCUGUAAACAUACAUUGAUGGGUCAUCAGUCUUUAACUUCUGGUAUGGAGUUAAGAAAUAACAUACUCGUUUCAGGGAAUGCAGAUUCUACAGUUAAAGUUUGGGAUAUUGUGACUGGACAAUGUCUUCAAACAUUAUCAGGACCAUAUAAGCACCAGUCUGCCGUAACUUGCCUACAAUUCAAUAAACGUUUUGUGAUAACUUCAUCUGACGACGGAACAGUUAAACUUUGGGACGUACAAACAGGCGAAUUCAUUCGAAAUUUAGUGGCUCUUGAUAGCGGAGGAGCUGGUGGUGUCGUUUGGCGUAUCAGAGCAAACGAUACGAAAUUAGUUUGUGCUGUUGGUAGUCGAAACGGCACUGAAGAAACAAAACUAUUAGUGUUGAACUUUGAUGUCGAAUCAAAUAAUAGUGAUGGUACAAUUACACCAUCUAGGUAAUCGUUAAGGACUAAAAAAAUUUGUUGUGUGAUUGUGAGUGGGCGUGUCGUAUUUGUCGUCAGAAUAAAAAACCAUUUAUCAAAUUACUAAUUCGCACUAAUGGAAUUUUAGAAUGUUAUUGAAUUUUAUCAAAAUAUAUGCUUUCAAGCCUACUAGGAACUAGUAAAAAAAUCAUAAAUUUGAAUUACUGUAUAUAUUUACAUACAUGAGGCAAUAACAUUUUUUAUAAUCCAAUGCAAAGUAGUUCAAAUGAUUUAAUUCACAUUAUAUUAAUUUUUUUUUAAAUUGACUAAUUUUUAUACUUCAUCCCGGGCGGGUAUCUAUUUUCAUUCCUCCUGUCCAAAUUAUUAUUGAGUUCAAAUUGAGUUUUUGCAUAUUCUGGGAAACUAUAUGAAAGGGAAAUUUCCAAACUUUAAUAUUUAUUUACAUACGUAUGACAAUAAACAUACGGUAUCGUCCAAUGCAUAGUAGUUCAAAUGAAUCAAUACUCACUUGCAAUGAUAUAUUAAAGCAUUAUUAGAAAGAAAUAGUAGACCUAAUUUAGAUAAAAACCAUAACUCAUUGGGGCAUACAAAAAGUAGAAAAAGUGUCUUAUUAUAAGGAAGAAUAUUAUUUUCAACACGUCAUCUUCCAAAAUUAGUGAUUAAUUCUUAUCAUUUUAUUUAAUACAUACAAAACGUCUUCGUUCCAAUUUUCUUUGAAAACUCAAUAAAAUAUAGUCUGGACACUUUCAAAAAUUGAUUAUUAAAAAUAUAUCACAAAAAUUGUUGGAAAAAUGUCCUAUGAGCCGCAAAAUUCUUUAAAAUAAAUAAAAAAUACCUUCUCAUAAAACUGAAAUAUAUCCAAACAGCUAGAAUUCUAACACUAUAUCUUAAUAAAGCAUAGUGUUUGCAUUAGUGUACGGAUACCAUAAGCAUAAUUUUUUCUACUUGAUGCCAUAAAAAAAUUAAAACUUGCAUCAGAUUUUUACUUUAUGCCCUGUAUUUAAUAACUUACAAUUACAACUUGAAAAUGUAUUUUGAUAAAAUAUACUGAUUCUGGGAUUAAUAUAAGAGGUAUAUUUUAUAAACAUCUUCUAUCAAAACCUCAAUCAUCCCAAAUAAAAAGAACAUUCCAUAAAAAAAUUGUAUUAAUUAUCUUACAGUCUAAUACAUGAAAAUAGAAGACUGCCGUUAUCUAAGAAACUUGAAUCACUCUAAGUACUACCAGUUUGUGAAGAUUUGAAAAAGUUUGAAACUUGUAAAUUUUCUUAAUUUCAUUUCUCAAAUUUAUUUAUGAAAAAUAUGACUUAAUAUGUAUAUAUGUACUUCUUGUAGUACAAGGCACUUCAUUACUUCUUAAAAUAAAAUAUUAUUUUAACAUUUCCUUAACAAAUUGGAGCCUUAUAUUUAUCAAUAAAUUAUAUAUUUAUACAAAAGCAGAAAUAAAAUAGGCAAGUUGAGAAGAGUACAUUCACGCAAUCCAUUGGUAUCUAAUGUUUCACCUCCAUCCAUUCAAAUAUUAUCAUGAUAAUAUUAAAAUUAGAGCUGAUAGUAUGUUUAAAAAUAAAGGUAUAGAUACUGUUUGAAGGGGUGAAUUGAGCCCUUUUUUUUCUUGAAUUAUCUAUCAAAUAGUUUAUAUUAAGGAGUUCAUAUUUUGAAGAAGGGAGAAUAAGAUAUUAGGAUGUUACUAUUAUGUCUUAAUCCGCCCCAUUCCUUUUAAUUUUGGAUUCUGUUUUUUACCAUACAUUUUACUGUAACAUUAUUAACAUAUUACUGUAACUUAUUAACUGUAACAUAUUAACAGAUAUUUUGAUAAAUAAGGUUCUCAAUUUACUAAGGUUUGUAUUUCCCUUAUUAUUCCGUUACAGAACAGAAAAUAAUUAACGCUAUUUUUGGGCUCUAGAAAUUAAUAUACAUAAUGUUGGAUCACCGUUUAUAUUACUUAACUAUAUCCAAACUUGAAAUAUUUUGUAAUCGUAUCAUUACCACUAGUAGUUGGAGUUAUACAAACAAAAAAUUAAAGUAUAUUUAGCUGUCGUAGUUGGAAUUUUUUCAAAUUUUUGUCUACAUACUGGAAGAUUUAACUGUGAUACUAUUCAAAUUUAAUCGAGUGAUUUAAAUGUAGCCAACAUGACAUUUGAUAUUCUGACAACAAAUAUCUUUUAGUGUAUAAGAUGACUUUCAUAAAAUUGUAAUAACUAAAUCUGGUGCUUUUCUUUUUUUCUUUAUUAUUAUUUGGUUAUCAGUAAGUACAAACCGUGUUAUUUUUUCCUUUACAUGUACGAUUUGUGAGUAUAGCUAGAAGUGAAUUAUAGACGGAGAUUGGAGAUUUUUUAAGGUUGAAAUUCUUUUUCCAUUGUUAUCAUAAAUAUUUUGUUAAAAAUGAUUCCCAACAAAUUCUGUAGAGGAUGUCAGGAUAUUUUUCUUGUAGUAGAAAAAGUGCCAGCUUUUUGUUAAUUUAUUUAUUGCUGUCAGCUUUAAGUUCUAUCUGGCAAUAAAGUUGUACCCUAUAAUUAUAAGUGUUAUCAGUCUAUAUUCAAUACUCGAUUACGAUAAUUAUUAUUGUUUUCAUGUUGAUUUUUGUGUGACUAAGUGAGAUAUUAGCGAAGCAUUUUAAACAGCAAUCAGUUUUUUAUAAAUUAUUCUGAUGUAAUAAGAUGGAAAUAUCCACAAAGAUAUUUGAUCUAAACGAAUUUUACUUUAAAUCGGAUUGAUAGAUAUAUAGGAAGAUGCGUCGUGCAGUUCUCUAGAUGUAUUUUUAUACCAGACCAUAGUUUUAAGUUACAAGAGAUAGGACUAGAAGGAUUCAGUUCUCUUAAUAUUGCUACCAAUGGAUUUUAACAUGGAUGUCAUACUUGGAUUAUUUUUUUAUGCAUAUAUAUUAUAGCUACAAGAACAAUUUCUUGUUUCCCUAGCCGAAAGUACGGUUAUUUAUUAUUAUUAUUACAAUAAGGUACAGACAGGGACCCUAAGAUCCGUAAGCCCUGAAAUAUACAGUAUAUAUUAUAAAAAUUAAAGUAAUUAAAGUACCUAGUUAGAAAAUUAAAAAUUACAAGGAAAAAAAAAGAUUUAAUUAGAAAAUAGAAAAUCGUCCAGUUAUUCUUAAAAAUAUUGAGAGACGGUGCCAUUACAAUAUCCUCAGGUAGAUGAUUUUAUGUUGAAAAAACAUGAUUAGAUAAAAAAUGUUGCCUUGUCCAACAAGUGAAUAUUUCUUUUUUCAAUUUCCACCUGUGUCCUCGAAGCCGAUUAUCAGGGUCAACAUUAAAUAUGUUUCUCAAGUUACCAUAAUUGAAAUUUAAAAUGCGAUAGGUGAUUAUCAUAUCCCCAUGAAGACGACGUUGUUCAAAGAUCAUUAAAUCCAUUAUAUUCAGUCAUUCUGUAUAACUAGGUCUUGUACGCCUAAAGGAUAGUCUGGUUUAUCAACGCUGAACUUUUUCAAGAAGAUCUUUAUCCCACACUAGUUCCAGACACCCCACAGUUCCACAAUACUCCAUAAUUGGGCGAAUAUAAGUUUUAUAUAAACGAGUUGAAUUAUGUAAUGAUAUCCUUCCAAAAAACUUGCGGAGGAGACACAGCUUACUUUUUGCUUUGUUGGCAAUAUUUAUAACAUGUUCGGACCAACUCAAAUCCGUAGUAAUUGUAACACCGAAAUCAUUAUAAGAAUACACUUCAUUUAAGGCGUAACCGUUUAAGAAGUAUGUAUGUCUCAGAUUUUUUCGCCUAAGUAAAGAGCUACACACUUAUCUGAAGUAAGAGGCAACAUCCAGUCCGAGCACCACUUAGAGAUCGAAUCCAAGUCUUCCUAAAGAUUUAUAUGAAGAGAUGAAUCAGCGAAUAUUUUCGACUCGUCGGCAUAGAAAACUUUAUUGUAUUGAAUAUGAAAUUGGAGGUCACUUGCGUAUAUUAUGAAUAAGAGAGGACCCAGUACUGAUCCCUGCGGAACACCGCUUAAUACGGGCUUCUCAGCUGAGAAACAAUUUCCCACUUUCACACAGAACUUUCUGUUUGUUAAGAAUGAGUCAAUCCACUCCAGUAGAUCACCUCGUAUGCCAAGAUGUUCCAAUUUAUACAGUAAUCUUGUCUAAAGAUUUUGUCCAUUCAUUAACACACCAAAGUAGAUUCGUCAUUUUACAACGCCCUUUUACAAAUCCAUGUUGUUGUUCAGCUAUUAUUUAUUCAAUCAAAAGAAAUUCACUGACAUAUUUUGAUAUUAUAGAUUCCAAAACGUUACAGAUGAUUGGUGUAAAGCUAAUGGGGCGGUAGUUAUUGGGGUCAAGUUUAUUGCCUUUCUUAAAAAUUGGUGUUACAACAUUACAUCUUUUUAGAAAUAGAGGAGAUUAGAUCAAGACCGGGAGAAGAGUUGUUUUUAAAUUUUUGAAGGUGACAUUUGACAGUUUCAGGAGUAAAAUGAAGUUGCUCUAAGGAUGAAAUUACUCUUGUGGGCAGAAUGUCGGGUAUAAAUUAUUUUGGAUAUUUUCGGUAGAGAAAACCUUAGAAAAAGUGUCUGCCAAAACUUCGUCAGUGUCAUUUUGACAAACCAUACCAUCAUCUUUUUUUAUUAGAGGAAUGGAUAUUUUUGAUGGCAAUGAUGAUCGAAUGUAUUUGUAUAAUUUUUCAAGGUUGUCGCUGCACACUAUAGACUCUUCGUACACUUCUCUAAUUUUUCUAAAUCUACAGCAAAAUUUUUGUGAAUUUCAAAAUCAGCUUGACUGACCGCGUGCUUUUACUUCCACCACAAUUUGCUUUUAUAUCUAAUCAAAGAGAUUAUUUCAUUAUUGAUCCAUGGUUUUACUUUAUUUAUGUACAUCACUUUCCUGGUAGAAUACUUGUUUUUAAGAUCCGCAACAGUACUUGUAAAUGUAUCCCGUACUACAGUGGGAUCCAGUGAGUCCCUAAUCAAUACUAGCUUGGUUCUCAAAAUCAGUUAAUUCAACAGUUGUAGCAUUAUUGUUUUUAGAUGGCAGGUCAACAUUAAAUUGUAAUUGGCUUGUAAUGAAUGCAUGAUCAGAAAUACCUAUUGGUGAACCUAUCACGGGCUCAGUCAGUAGUUGUUCGUCAUUGGUAAAUAAUAAAUCGAGGGUAGAUGGUAUAUUAUUGAUUCUGAAAUGUGUUGGUUAAAUUAUCAGCUGAUUAAGAUUAGAAUUUAGGACAAAGUCCAUGAACCAGUUCUUAGAAUUUACGCCAUCCCCUGGUGACACAGUAAUUGGUCAACAAAUUAAAGUCGUCCAUGAUGACAACAUUUUCGAGUGUAGACAAAUACUGUAGUUUUUUGAUGAGUGAUAUGUCAUCAGCUAGUUGAGAGUCUCCAGGUUGAUAAACACAAAAUAUGUGGAGCACAAACGAAAUUGAAGAAAUUUUUAAACCUAAUAGUUUCAUAUUACUGACAGAGACAUCAAGAGGAUUAACAGCAAAAUGCUUUGUUAUAUCUGAAGACAAGUAAAUACGUACACCGCCUCCACGACGAUUCUGUCGAUCAUAUCAAUAUAGAGAGUAAUCUCUGAUGUCGUACAUUGAAUCAGGAUCUUUUGAUGUCAACCAAGUUUCAGAGAUAAGAAUAAUUUUAGGUUUCAAAACUUUUGUAAUACAAUACAACUCAUUAAAUUUAGAGUUAAGAGUAGCCAGAUUCGUGUAUAAGAGUAGCCAAUCGUAAAAACAGGAAAAAUAUCAUCGACGAACUUUUACAAUCUUUGGGACCCCUUGUAUAUAUUUUAUAGUCAAAUCUCGUUCACCAUUUUGUGUCUUUAAAUAAGUUCUGUGCGUAGUUCUUUUAAACAUUCAAUUUGAACCGGUGUUUUGUCAUCGAUAAUACUAAGUUUUUUCGUGGCCCCUUAUUGCAGAAGUUUCCUUUUAUUUCGUAAAAUAUGUUUUGCAUCAUGUUCGUUCUGCAUUACUAUCUUUAUCAUUCUGGGAAAUUUAUCAUUAUCUUUGCCGACUCUAAAUGUGGUAACUGGAACCUGGUCACAUGCCACAGUUUGCAAAACCUCACGAAUAAUAUCAUUAUCAUGCUUUUUUUAGCAUAUUUAUCUCCAACAAUCUCCGGCACCCCUCUUACAAAAAUAUUCUUUGCGCGGUUAAUUCGGUCAACUGCUUCGUUGGCAAUUUUAUCAGUAAAUUGUACGGAUGAAAAGUAGUCAACUGUUGACAGUUUGUUUCCAAUAAUCGCCAGUUUUACAUCUAUCGCAGUAGUUUUCUCAUCAAUUUUGUCGAUUUUUGUUUGUAAACUGGAAAAAGAUUCAAAAUUAGAAGUACAUGUAUUGCAUAGAAUUUUAAUUCCAUGAAUUUUAUGCUUGGUAACGCGAUCUUCUGCUCGUAAAUCUGUUUUUUGAUUCUCCAUCGACAAGCGGCUUGGAACAAUUCGCACAGUUGUUGUCCAUGGUAGGAGUAAUGUAAAUAUUAACUAAUUUUGACUGACCUUGCAAUUGACGAUACAAACAAACUUAGGCUUCUAUUGCACUAUUUGAUAAUCUAGUUUCUCCACACUUAUGUUCUAACUUAUCUAACUAGUUUGUAAACGAAAAUAAUUAUCAAGCAGUUUUUAGUGACUGAAAUUAAUUAAAAACUUGUGGAUCGAAGUCAAUACGUUCACCGUUUGACCGCAUUUCCCUUUAGAAACAACGGUUUUUAAAAUCUACAUGUAUAUGUAUAUAGAUUUGGGGUCUCAAAUACACUGUGACCCAAAGGAUCUAUUGUGUCUCCCUUUCUUACUGCGAUACUGGAGAACCCAGUAUUUACAGCUGAUCCAUUAAUCCCACUCCUUUUAAACAACCUAGAAUGUGGGAUGGCUUUAAUUGCCAGAGAUCUUUGGUGUAGUGCUCUGAAGUUCCUUAGUGUUUCACACUUCGAGAGAAUGUGAAUAGAGGUUUCGAUCUUUUCUGCAACAAAAUCUUUACGCUGCAUUAUCUGCUAGGUCUAGCAUCUUCAGGUGUUUGUUUAGGCGACCGUGUCCCGAUAGACCUCCUGUUAGUAUUCGUUGAUUAUUCUUACUUAGGUUGAUACAUCAUCAGAUCUUCUCCAGUUAUAGGUUCCCAGAAGAGCUUGUCUGUGUUAGCCCCUGUAGGUUGUCCCAAUAAUUGGUUUUGCUUCUAUCUACCUUCUUUUCCAGUGCUUUUUCUAUUGUUCUGUAGCUGAUAUCACACAUACAUAUACAUAAUUCCUCAAUAAUCGAAUUUAUCCAAAAAUCUUUUGUCGACUAAUAUAUGUUUUGAGUAUGGUAUACCUAUGCUCUAAUACAGGUAAUUCUCUCAACUUUGUAUAUGAAUUUAUUGGCGGUGGUAGUAGACAACACAUGACAAAAGGUUAGUCCUUAUUUUUCAUGUUUUGCAAAAAAUGUAGAAGUUGUUCAUACGUACUCAACUUAUAUCAAUCAAUAAUAACUAAGUACAUAUAGUGAGGAUUUUGAUUGUACCCUCCCUUAAAAUAAGUUGAGAUGGGCUCAUGAGAAUGAUAAAAUAUAAUAAGUAAUGUUUAAUUUGUAAUCGUAUGACUUGGAAUAUUUCCAUCUUUUUAAAGCCUUGUAGAUAUUGUACUUACCACGAUGAUCAAUUUUUGCCAGUAAAUAUAUUUUGAAAACGUUAUACUAGUACCGCUUUUCAAAUUUUUUAAACAACUAAUAAAAUUUUGCAAGCAAUGCGGUCUAGACUUAUAUACAUGAAUUGCUAAAGUCGAUAGUAUUUCCAAAAAUAAAAGUACAUAAUUCUGAAAAAGGCAGAAGUAACCAAUUAAGGGAGGAUAAUUUUAUUAGAAAAAUCUUAUGAUUAUCCCGAUCCAUGAGAAUAUAGGAUAUUUUUGGAUAAUAAGAGAAAAAUUACAUUCUUAAUUGUAGUAAAAUACACGUAUACCUUUGGGUUCAAAUUAAUUAUUAAAAUUGAAAAAUUGUGACGUAAUAACUCUCACUAUUCUCCCAAAAUUAGUGUAUAUUCAUACGGGAUACGUUUGAUGGUAACAUAGAAUCAAUUAUCUCUUUAUAAUCAGUCCCAGAAUCUGAACUCCUAUAUCAAAACCUUUUGAUAAAAAAGGUUCUCCAUUCAUCCUUUUCUGGGGGUCUAUAUCUUUUAUUGAGCUUUAUAAAAAAAAUGUACUUGUUUUAUUUUUGUAUAUACUAUCAGCUUUAGAAAUUAAUAUAUUGUAUUCCUGGAGAGUUUAGGCAUUUUUGAUAUGAAAAAGUUAUAAUAUCGCAUAUACAUAGUUUUUUUUUUAAUAACCGAAAUACAAACAUGUACAAUUAGAUAUUAAGCAAUAUGUUUGUUCUCACUGUUCUUUUUUGUUCUAAUUGCCAAUUUGCUAAUUCCAAAAAUAUUUCACGCAAUCGCUCCUAACAUGGAAAAUAUCUUCUUGCAUAUGAGUACCACUAUAUAUUUUUCCAUAAUUUUUUUGCAGUUAUUUUCAAUUUUCCUCCUACUGAAACACUAUAAUAUAACUACCACUAGAAGAGAAUUAUAUUUUGAAACAGUUUGCAUCAUAGCUACAAUUUCCAUGCAAUAAAAUGAGAUUGUAAAAAUAUUUUUUCAACAGAUUUAUAUGCUAUUUUAUGGGCAUAAUCUGUGUAGGUGUAAAAAUUUUGAAAAACGAUACUCGUAUUCUCUUUUACUAAUAAUUAGGCGAAUCUCUAUUCCUAAGAUUAUUUGUAAAUAAUGCACCAGAGAGACUGAUAGUAAGUUAGUAAUACGGUAUUUUUAGAUGAGAAUCUUACCACCUAAGUUUUAAUUGUAUUAAUUCCAUAAAAAAUACUUUAAUGCAGAUAGGUAAUACUUUAUAAUGGCAUUCAGCAUUCACUACUUAGUUGUCUUUAAAACUUAAUACAUACUUACUUCCCAUACAUGUCAAACAAUUAACUCUCCUGUUUUUGAUAGGAUUCUUCCAAAUAUAUUGUAAGCAGGGGAUAUGAAGAAGUCCUUAUUAAACCUUCUGAUAUUGCAAAAGACGAUUUAUUUUUACCGUUUUCUUGUAUGUAUUUCCAUCAUUUUCCUCUAUUAUAAUAUUUUUAUAGCUUCUGUUUGUUCCUCAAUUAAUUUGGAUCUAUUUUCGAUUAUCAUUUCUGGAUAAUAAUUUUUCUAUAUUAUUUCUUUCAUAGUUGGUAUAUUAUUUAUAUUAUUUUUAUUUUAAUUUUAUGUUGAUAAUUUGCUGACUUAGAGAGGCGCCGGGAUACCAUCCUUCUUCUUUUCUUUGAUACCUGUUCAAUUGAAAUCAGUGGAUUCUAUUUGGGUGUUUUGAAAUCUUGGAAGUCAAUUUUUCCAUAUUAAACGGCUUUUAUUCCAAAAAAAAAUAGGGAUAAAAUUAAUUAUCUGUACGGUCAAAAGUGCGAAACUACAGCUUUUCUGGUAGAUACAUCUGAAUCCUGCAAAGUAUUAUCUUUCUCCAGUGUAAUUUUGUUUUGUAAUUUUUGUAAACGUUAAUAAAAUAUUUGUGGUUAAAGCUCAAUAUUCUCGUCUUAGCUCAACAAACUGUAAAUAAAUAUAUAUAAAAGAAUCAUCACAUCACAACGAUUUUACUGUUUUGUCCAAUAUAUCUUUUAAUAAAAUAUUGCCAUUUAUUUCUGUAAAGAUCAACUGUUUUAUGUAUAUCAAAAAAAUACUCGUUUGUGGAAGCUUCAACAUUCGUUUUCAUGUCUUUGAACCCGCUUAACAAAAUUCAUGUUUAGUCUAUUAAAGCUUCUUAAGACCAACAGAGCUUUUUGGUUUCAUUCAUAUUUAUGUUAAUUAUGUGCAUGUGUUUUUUGUGAAUUUGUUCUAUUUUGGAAACACAUCAAUAAAAAUAAAAGUUGUUGAUGAUAA
This is a messenger RNA of Diorhabda carinulata, 12123 nucleotides long. RefSeq names its product F-box/WD repeat-containing protein 7 (gene ago). The transcript has 11 exons. Gene Ontology annotation, biological process: ubiquitin recycling; proteasome-mediated ubiquitin-dependent protein catabolic process. Gene Ontology annotation, molecular function: ubiquitin binding. The record is from RefSeq and is a predicted model, not a curated record. The coding region runs from base 258 to 2372 and encodes 704 amino acids. Lineage: Eukaryota; Metazoa; Arthropoda; Insecta; Coleoptera; Chrysomelidae. Gene Ontology annotation, cellular component: cytoplasm; nucleus.